UGUUCUAUUAGGGAAGCAGAUUGUCACUUUUGGACUUUAGACCCACACCGUACUUUUAAAGCUUUUUAUUGUUAUGUCGCUGUAGCCAGUCUCGUUGUCUCUCACAUGGGGUUAUAGACAGUGGGACAUCCUCUCCACGGUCUAGGAUACAUAGCGGAUAACACUGAGGAUAGGUAUGGCGUCCGACAAAAUAGACGCUGUACAGCAUGGAAUCUCCGGCGCAAAUGUACCAGAAAAAAAAUCACUUGUACGGGAUAUACACUGGACCACUCGCAGGAAGUUCAAGGUCCUGAGGAACAAAAUCAACACAUUGUUAUGGCCUGGCUCGGUUUUGAACCUUGGAUGUCUGGUUGGCGGUGUGACUGCUGUCAGAGUAUCCAGUGUCUCCCUGCUACAGCCCAUCAAAAUUCCAUUACAAAAUCUCGAGAGUUACCUCCCUUUAUCUGAAGGUAUUUUAUCGUCUGCUUGUGUGUGCACCGUGAGUGGACUUGCGCUAUUUAUAGCACUGACUUUAUGGCGGCGUUUGAUGUUGAGACUUUUGUUGGCUCACCGAGAAUGGAUGUACGAGCCACCUGGCAAACCGUCAGUUGGCACAAAGGUGUGGGGAGCAGCCAUACGGCUCCUCAGAGGCUGGUCAGUUACUCUGUACAGCUCACAGAGCAGCCUGCCCAGACAGCCUGUGCCGAGGCUAGAGGACACUAUCGACAAGCUGAUGACCUCUCUAGAGCCUGUAUACUCCGAGCAGCCAGAAGAGCUGGAAAAACUGAGAAAAGAGUCCAAGGAAUUUCAGCUGACGAUAGGACGUAAACUACAACGUGCUCUUGUGUUACGUUCCUGGUGGGCGCCACACUACGUCAGUGACUGGUGGGAGAAAUAUAUUUACCUGAUGGGUCGGUCUUCUCUCGCCAUCAACAGUAAUUAUUACAUAAUGGAUCAGAGCUACUGGACACCCACUGACAGACUCUGUGCCAGAGCCGCUGGAGUUGUGUACCAACUGCUGAGAGCACGUGACAUGAUAUUAACGGAAGAGCUUGACCCACUGGCCAUCAACAAUACCAUCCCUGUGUGCAUGGAACAAUACAGAAGAAUAUUCUCCACCACAAGAGUUCCAGGUGAGGAAAUCGAUACUCUGGUCAACUACCCGCCCAGUAAAUCACAGCACGUGGUGGUCAACAGACGCGGGCUGCUGUACAAGCUGGAGGUCACUGACCCUCUAGGCCGGCUGGCCAGUCCCUGCUACCUGGAGCAGCAGUUUGAGAACAUCGUAGCUGAUGCUGACUCCAAAUACUCUUCCAUACCGGAAGUUGAGCGUAUGGUUCCUGUCCUAACCUCCAUGGACAGAACAGCCUGGGCCAAAACACGGAAAGAAUUUUUCUGCAGGGGAGUUAACCGUGAAACUCUUCACUGGGUGGAGUCAUCUAUCUUAUACGUUGUGCUUGACACCAAUUCUUUCCCUGACCUGUCCUCCAGGGCCGCCCACCUACUGCACGGCACCCCAGGCCUGUUCUGGUUCGAUAAAUCUUUACAGGUGAUAGCAAUGAAUGACGGCCAUUUUGGCAUGAACUGUGAACACUCCUAUGCUGAUGCCCCAGCUGUGGGUCACGUGGUAGAGUUCAACAUGACAUAUGAUGUGACUGCCCAACUGUAUGCCUCAGACGGCCACUGCAUUCCAUUCGACCCUGCCAGAUUUGCCCCAGCCCCACUGAGUAAGCCCCUGCUGCUACAGUGGGAGGUCCCAGACAGACUGGCCACCCUCAUCACAAACGCGUGCGCGCAGUUCCGGCAGGAAAUCAACGACAUUGAUUUAGUUCUGUAUGACCACACCGACUUUGGAAAGGGAAGCAUCAAGAAAUGUAAGAUCAGCCCCGAUGCAUUUAUCCAGAUGGCGCUGAAUGCCACUUACAGAAAGUUAACUGGCAGACAUGUUCUCACAUACGAGGCAGCAAUGACCCGACUUUACAGGAACGGUAGAACAGAAACAGUGCGCAGUCUGACCAAAGAGGCGAACACCUUUGUGGACGCGUUGUUGGACACCAGCAGAAGUGUAGACGAGAAGCGGGAACUGCUGACACGUGCCUGCAAUAAUCACGUGGUCAUGUACAAAGAUGCCAUGAACGGAAAGGGCAUCGACAGACAUUUAUUUGCGCUCUACGUCAUCAGCAAAGGUUUAGGAAUGGAAAGUGAGUUUUUGAAAAAAGCCUUGUCUAUACCGUGGACCUUGUCUACAAGUCAACAGCCACAACAGCAGAUCCCAUGGUCCCCAAAAUGUGAGGACCCUAAAUACAACCACCAGCUGAGCCCAGGCGGGGGGUUUGGCCCAGUGGCGGCUGACGGUUACGGUGUGUCCUACAUGGUGCCUGGGGAUCUACGCAUCUUUUUUCACAUUACGUCACGCAAGUCAACAGGCAAAACAAGCUCUCUCUUGUUCCAACAGACAUUACAGGAGACGAUGACAGAGAUGAAAAUGUUGUUUCCAGUUUUUUUUAAAUGACGCAAGCAUCACACACCAGGGAAAACAGGAUGAUAUUAAU
Physella acuta is the source of this 2531-nucleotide messenger RNA. RefSeq names its product carnitine O-palmitoyltransferase 1, liver isoform. The record is from RefSeq and is a predicted model, not a curated record. NCBI's taxonomy places the organism in Eukaryota, Metazoa, Mollusca, Gastropoda, Physidae. Gene Ontology annotation, molecular function: carnitine O-palmitoyltransferase activity. Gene Ontology annotation, biological process: fatty acid metabolic process; carnitine metabolic process. Gene Ontology annotation, cellular component: mitochondrion.